AUGGACCAAUACAAAUACAGGAAUUAUCUGGACAGCAUUAUUUUGCAGCUCCGUGAACAGUUUGCAGAUUCUUCAUUGAUGGUACUCAACUUCAAAGAUGAAGGAAAAAGUAUGGUUUCAGGCGUUUUCUCUGUGUACAGUAUCGCAGUCAAAGACUACCCUUGCCAGUAUUUAAGAUGCCCAUUGCUUCCGUUGGACAUCAUUCUCCACUUCCUGAGGUUGAGUGAAAGGUGGCUUAUGCUUGAAGGGCAGCAAAAUAUUCUGCUAAUGCACUGUGAGAAAGGUGGAUGGCCGGUGUUGGCAUUUAUGCUUGCAGGUCUUCUGCUGUACAGGAAACAAUACAACGGGGAGCAAAGAACUCUAGAUAUGGUGUACAAGCAAGCGCCUAAGGAGCUUCUUCAGAUGUUAACCACAUUAAAUCCACAACCAUCUCAUCUUCGAUAUCUUGGGUACAUAUGCAGAAUGGAUGAUGAGUUGGGAUGGCCUACACAGCCUAUUCCUUUCACCUUGGAUUGUGUAAUUCUUAGAGAAGUUCCAAAUUUUGAUGGAGUAGGUGGUUGUAAGCCGAUAGUACGAGUAUAUGGGCAGGAUCUUCUAACAACUGACAAAAGUUGCAGUGUCUUUUCGCCAUCAUCGAAGGCCAAGAAACAUGUUAGGCGUUACAGACAGGCAGACAACGUGCCAGUGAAGUUAAAUGUUGGAUCCUGCGUCCAAGGUGAUGUCGUCCUUGAAUGUCUGCAUGUGGAUGAUGGCCUAGAAAAUGAAAGGUUAAUGUUUAGGGUGAUGUUCAAUACCUUUUUCAUCCAGUCUCACAUUUUACUGCUGAACUUUGAGGACAUUGAUGUCUCUUGGGAUGCUGAUCACCGGUUCACAAAGAACUUCAAAGCAGAGGUACUCUUUUCAGAGUUUGAUGCUGAGUCUGAUGCGUCCACUGAAGUAGCACCUGCUGAUGACGAUGAUGAUGAGAUGGAUGCUGGCUCUGCUGACGAGUUCUUUGAAGCAGAAGAAAUCUUCAGUAAUGCUGACUCCCAUGAUGGACAGAAGGAUGCUGAUACUCUUUCUAUAGCUUCUACAGAUUAUACUCCAACUCCAAGUGCCGAACCUCAGAAAAACUCACCAUUUUCAAAGUUUGAGCUGGAUAUUGACAUUGAUGGAUCAGAAGAUAAUAAAAUUGAUGACAUGGGUUUGUCAUUAGAAACAGUAAAUGAUGAAAAGACAUGCACAUCUGCUGAAGCCAAUAUGAUGCACAACAACAAAACUGGAUUAGUGAAGUCAAGUUUGACAGCUACAAUAGAUGGCGACAGAGAUAGUGGCAUUUCAGGUUCUUCUGCCUAUAGAGAUAAAGAGGAUGAUCGCACAUUUGAAAACUGUAGGUUUACACAGGAUACAAGGAUGGGUCCCAAUCAAUACUUGAGUCAGAUUGAUAACGUGUUGGUAAAGGAGGUGAUUAUAUCAGAAACCAACAGUCCAAAGGACAUACAGAUGAUCAAAGAGGUUAUCAUAUCUGAAGUCACCACCUCCAAACAUAUGGUAGAGGGGAAUACAAUGGAAACUGAAUUAUGUGAGGCAGUCCCCAAUUCAGAAAGCGUUGCAUUGGGAGAAGCUGACAAUAAGGAACAACUUAACAUAUAUUUCAAACAUGAUGAUGGAAAUAAUCGGGGAGAUGAAUAUGCUUCUUAUGACAAUAUCAUAGUGAUCAAACAAGAAGAAAAUAGCAACAUGGAAGGACUUGGCAUCAGGGACACAAAUGUACAUGUACUUGAGCCCACAUAUGAGAAUACCAGGGUUGAGCUUCCAUUAUCAGGGAAACCCCAUCUGCAGAGCUCAAGCACUUCUCCAGAUUUAAGUUCUGCAGAGAAAAAUAUUAAGCAGCUCCAUGCUUGCAAUAGUAAUGGCACUGCAGAACAGAUGGAGGGAAUGGACAUAUCAUUAUCCAGCUCUAGGAGCCAGUCCUCUAAUAUUUCUUCCGUGAACAUUCUGCCAAAAGGAUCUAACUUUGCAGUAAACAGUGCUCCAACUUCCGUGAAUGCAAAUACAUAUACAAUUGAUUCAUCUCGACUGGUGAUAAAGAAAAAAACUUUUCUUCCUUUGUCGACAUAUAGUCUUUUUGCUCCAUCAUCUCCCAGGCGCAAUCUGCUUCGUUCAGCAUCCACAGAUUUGUCCUUUUUAUCUCCACUGCAAACAGAAUCUAAGCAGAACUCUAUUGCUUCUACAAGCGAAAGGGAUCCUUUUGCUCCAUGUUCUGUGCCUCCAACACCUCCACCCCAUAUAUCCCUGAGAUCAUUGCCCAAAGUAUCAUCUCUAGUACAUCCCCCUCUCCGACCAAUAAGAACUGUUUCAUCUCUUCCUUCAUCUUCAUUUGAAGCAUACAUAGAGACGGCGAUUUCUUCUUCUUCAACAUCUCAUGCAAAACACCAAAAGCAUGUUAACCCGCAUCCUCCCCCAAUACCACCACCUCGACAUCUUCACACCUCUCACCCUCCAUGCCCACCUCCGCCACCACCACCACCAACACGUCCAAAUGAUUCUUGCAAUCAAAGUGACUCAAGCAUCCUAAUAUCUAAACAUGAACAAAGAAGAGCUAAUGGGUCUUGUUCCUCUAGUCCUGAUUGUAGGCAAACUGUUCUCAACUUAGGUGAUUUCUUAAUAACUUCACCCUCUAAAACUAGUAUAGAUACAACAGAAUGCACCUUAGGAGCCUCUGAUUUUACAGAUGAAGAAGUAGCAAGUAGACCCAAUAUACUAACUGGCAUGGAUGUCCCGGCUACUAGUAGAGAUACAAAAUCUUUGUUGGAUACAAUGACCUGUUCUUCACCUCCCAUAACAUCACAACAUGGUUCACCGUCACCACCUACGCCCCCACCUUUGUCUCCACUACCGCCACCAUCACAAUUACCACUACUAGUUAUAUGUAGUGAUAGUGGAUCAAUACCACUGGUAUACUCAAAUUCAUCUUCAAAUUAUUCAUAUAGAGAACCAAUAAUCCUACCAGAACAACAAUCCCCUGCUCCACCUACCUCUCCUGAAGGACAUGAAGCAAACGAGGUGGCAUUAUUGCAACCUUCUAUUGCUGUUGAAUUAUCUUCAUCAGAACAUUCUGAGUGCACAGUUCAACAUGUGUCUGGAAGUACUGAAGAUACAACUUCAAUUCUCUUAUCCUCUAUACCUGCAGCACCUGCAUAUUCACCAUUUCAUAUUGUAACAGAUGGCCCUUCAAGUUCAACAUUUGCAGAGGAAGCACCUUGUGAGCAGUCUUUAGAUCAAACAGCACUAUCCAUUCAUUUGGAGCCAUGCAAGGAGGAGAUAUCACAGAGUGAAAUAAUGAAUGGAGCCUUGACCUCCACAGUUGAUGGUAAAAACCAUGGAGACAUUUCAACUCCACCACCACCUAAAUUGCCUCAACCUAGAGAAUAUAUGAAACCUCCAUCUCCUGCUCCUCCUCCUCCACCACCUUCACCUUGUCAUGUGAGACUUGCAUCAUCUCCAUUGUUAUCUUUAUCUCCGUCUUCUCCAAGAGAAGAUUCUAAAAAUUCAUCUUCCCCACUCUCUCCUCCAUCUCCAACUCUACUCCCUAAUCAUCCAUAUCUUCCUAGAAAAUAUAUACCUUCACCUCCACCGCCUCCUCCACCUAGAGAAAAUGAAAGAUUUUACCAUUUACAUCCACUUUCACAUGUAAAACAAGUUAUACCUCUAUCACCACCGUCACCUUCACGUUUGGAUCUGCCAUCUUUUGUCGGACAUAUUACACCUCCGUCUCCAUACUCACUCCAACCUCCUUUUUGUGAAGAUAUAGCAAAUCCAGCUUCUCUUUCAUUUCUAGAGGAUCAUGCAAUAGUUUCACCACCAUCUUCAACCAGUGACGCUGGAAUCCCGCUGCCACCACCACCGCCGGUAGGAAGGAGUGAAAUUUUGCCUCCACCUUCUAUCGAAGGAAGACCUUCGCCACAACCAGCUCCUGGUCUUGAAGGUCCAGGACAAAUUUCACCUCCACCUCCUCCUCCUGGAGGUCAUGGAGGAUCUCCAUCGUGUACUCUUUGUGGUGGAAUUGUGGAAAUUUUGCCACCGCCACCUCCUGAAGGAGGUGUAGAAGCUUCAAUAUCAACUCCUCCUAGAGGAUUUGGGGGCAUUCCACCUCCACCACCCCUUUUUGGAGGGUUUGGAGGAACUCCACUACCAAUUGGGUUUCAAGGUGGUGGAGAUUCAUCAUCACUGCAACCUUCUGGAGGAUUGGGUGGGGCUUCAGAAUCACCACCUCCACCUCCACCGCCACCGCCACCGCCACCUCCUGGGGGAUACAGAGGGGAUCCACCUCCUCCACCUGGACGAAUUGGAGGAGUUCCUCCUCCACCGCCGCCUAUUGGAGGCCUAGGAGGAACUCCACCACCUCCACCUCCAGCUGGAUUUCGAGGUGGAGCUCCACCUCCACCUCCUCCUCCUGGAGGUCAUGGAGGGACUCCGCCGCCGCCUCCUCCAAGAGGACAUGGAGGACCAAGUGGCCCCUCUCCCCCGCCUGGUGCACCUGCUCCUCCGAUGCCUCCCGGAGUGCCUGGUGGCCCCCGCCCCCCUCCGCCUCCAGGUGGAAGAGGUUUGCCUACUCCACCUGGUGGAAGAGGACAUGGCCUUGCUCGCUCGUUGGGCUCAAACUCAUCUACCGCAGCACGACGAUCAUCUCUAAAACCACUACACUGGGUCAAAGUAACAAGAGCAAUGCAAGGAAGUUUGUGGGCAGAGCUACAAAAGCAAGCAGAUGCUAAUAGCCAUGCAGAAUUUGAUGUGAAGGAACUGGAAUCUCUGUUUACCAUUGCUCCAAAGACAAAAGGUGGCUCAAAAUCAGAAGGGCGUGGAAAAUCUCUUGGAUCAAAAACUGAUAAAGUUCAACUGAUCGAUCUAAGACGGGCCAAUAACACAGAGAUCAUGUUGACAAAAAUCAAAAUGCCACUCUCUGAUAUGAUGAGUGCUGCUCUAGCUUUGGAUGAUUCAGUUUUGGACGCUGAUCAAGUUGAAAACCUCAUAAAGUUUUGCCCAACAAAAGAGGAGAUGGAGCUUCUAAAGAACUACAGCGGAGACAGGGAAACUCUUGGAAAGUGUGAGCAGUUCUUUCUAGAGUUAAUGAAGGUGCCAAGGGUUGAAUCUAAGCUUAGGAUAUUCGCUUUCAAGAUUCAAUUUCGAUCACAGAUUAGGGAUGUUAGAAAGAAUUUGCAGAUUGUGUCAUCUGCAUGUGAGGAGCUCAGAAGCUCUGAGAAGUUGAAGGGGAUCAUGAAGAAUAUUUUAUUAAUUGGGAACACAUUAAAUCAAGGCACACCAAGAGGCCAGGCUGUUGGUUUUCGCUUGGAUAGCCUCCUAAAACUUGUAGAGACCCGCGCCACUAAUAGUAGAAUGACACUAAUGCACUUUCUAUGUAAGUCCCUUGCAGAGAAGUCACCGGAAGUAAUGGAUUUUCAUGAGGAUCUUGUCAGCAUGGAAGCUGCCUCAAAGUUGCAACUCAAAGCAUUGGCUGAAGAGCAGCAGGCAGUCGUAAAAGGGCUGGAGAAAGUUGAACAGGAACUAACUGCUUCAGAAAAUGAUGGGCCGGUUUCUGAGGUUUUUUGUAAGACUUUAAAGGAGUUCAUUGAUUCUUCUGGUGCUGAUGUGCGCUCCCUAUCAGCACUCUAUUCUGAAGUAGGCAAAAGUGCAGAUGCACUUGUCCAUUAUUUUGGAGAAGACCCUGCAAAAUUUCCUUUUGAGCAAGUUGCUUCCACCCUUCUCACCUUUGUGGGGUUGUUUCGGAAAGCUCAUGACGAGAACCUCAAACAGAUUGAGGUUGAGAAGAAGAAAGCCCAGAAAGAGGCUGAAAAAGAAGCAAACCAGGACAGAACUCCUGAAAAAUCAAAAAAUGGGCUUGUUGACAGAUCACCAAGAUCACCAUCACCCUUCAAAUGAUAUGUGCCGAAAGUUUUAUAUGGUCAUCAUUUCUUCCUCGACAAAUGCCACUUCUGCUGGCCGUGCAGAUUUUCAUAGAAGCAUCAAUGGUUACACAAAUGCAUUAAUUCCUUGUGGUCAACUUAUGCUUACAAGACAAGAUACUUUCGAUUCCACAUCCAUGCCAGAUAGCUCAUAACACUGUACAAAGCUAAUCCCACACCUGUUAGGUUAUUCUGUACAGAUUUCUUACUAGAUUUUUUCCCCUUCUGUCUAUAGUAGCAGCAGGAGUAGCUCACUGGUUGUAAACUAGGAAAUAGGAAUGUAAGCAAUGAUCAGUAGGUCAGAAGCAAUAGAAAAGGAUUAGUGUUGCCACAGGCAGAUCCCUAACCAACUAAUGAUGAGUGUAUAGCCAUGUUCUUGACAUAUCAACAAAUUAUAGAUCAAAGUGUUCAUGCA
Molecule: messenger RNA, 6357 nt
Organism: Phragmites australis (common reed)
Lineage: Eukaryota; Viridiplantae; Streptophyta; Magnoliopsida; Poales; Poaceae
Product: formin-like protein 12
Exons: 17
Coding region: 1-5919 (1972 amino acids)
Source: RefSeq, a predicted model, not a curated record